Messenger RNA from Chrysoperla carnea, 2791 nucleotides. RefSeq names its product ribosomal oxygenase 1 (gene NO66). Gene Ontology annotation, cellular component: nucleolus. Bases 168 to 2009 code for a protein of 613 amino acids. NCBI's taxonomy places the organism in Eukaryota, Metazoa, Arthropoda, Insecta, Neuroptera, Chrysopidae. The transcript has 6 exons. Gene Ontology annotation, molecular function: histone H3K36 demethylase activity; histone H3K4 demethylase activity. The record is from RefSeq and is a predicted model, not a curated record.
AUUCAAGUCAAAACUUGCGCCAAAAAUAGAAUAAUUUUGAAUUGAUUCUGUGUAUAAAGAUUUGAAUUUUGAGUUAAAUUAUAAUUUUUUACUUAUAUUUUGAAUUUUUUUGUGAAUGAAAUUUGUAAUUAGUGAAGUUUUAGAAUUAUUCAAAAGUAGAGUGAAACAUGAAUGGAACUUCAGAACCCGUAUCUGCAUUUUCUGUGUAUUCUCAAAUGAGAAAAAUUAAUGAAGCACAUUCAAAAAAGCAGAAAAAAAUAAAAAAAGUCAAAAAGUUGAAACCUCCAAUAAGUAUAUCAUUAGGCUCAUCGGAAAAUAGUGAGAUAACUCAAAGUGAGAAUGGGACACCUGUUAAAAAGAAUAAAAUUAACACCAGCCCAAAGCCAAAUUUAAAGCCAGACAAAAACAUUAAGAAGUUGUUGGUUCAAAAAAAGAUAGAAACUUUUCAAAUGCAUCGCAACAAUGAAGGAAGUGGAUCUGAAAAAGAAUUUUUACCUAAAAAAACAAGUAAACGUAAAGAAAUUUGCACAUCAGCUGAGAGCUUAACCAAUGGGGAAAAUUCAAAGCCCGUUAAAAAGAAGAAAAAAUUAAAUCCAAGUUCAUCGAUUGAGGAAUUAACUAAACCUACAACGGAAGCCGUACCAACAGAUGCACAAUAUGAUAGUUCAAAAAUUGGAGAAGUCACGUUUGAAUGGGUCAUUUAUCCUCUCAAAGUCAAAAAUUUUUUUACUAAAACAUGGGAAAAAGGACCUGUUCAUGUACAACGUUAUUGUCCAACAUACUACGAAUCACUUUUAUCAACAAAACAAAUUGAUAACAUAUUACGUACUAAUAAUUUAUUUUUCGGUCGUAAUGUGGAUGUUACUAGUUAUACAGAUGGUAAACGUGAAACAUUCAAUCCAGAAGGUCGUGCUUUACCACCCGUUGUUUGGGAUUAUUAUUCAAAUGGGUGCAGUAUUCGUUUAUUAAAUCCACAAACAUAUUCAAAAAAAUUACAUAAAAUUAUUUCAUAUUUACAAGAAUACUUUGGUAGUUUUGUUGGUGCAAAUGCGUAUUUAACACCAGCAGGAACUCAAGGCUUUGCUCCGCAUUACGAUGACAUUGAAGCAUUUAUUUUACAAAUUGAAGGAAAGAAACAUUGGAAAUUAUAUGCACCUAGAAACAAAGACGAAGUUUUACCAAGGUAUUCAAGCCCUAAUUUCUGUGAAGACGAUUUACCCAAUCCGCCAAUACUUGAAGUCACUCUAGAAGCUGGUGAUAUGAUAUACUUUCCAAGAGGCACUAUCCAUCAAGGGCAUUGUGUAGAAGAUAGUCAUUCUUUACACGUAACUUUAUCGUUUUAUCAAAAAUUAUCUUGGGGUGACUACUUAGAAAAGUUAAUUCCAAUGGCUUUACAAUCAGCGAUAGAAUCAGAUUCAGAAUUUCGUGAAGGUUUACCAAUACAUUUUGCUGAUUUUAUGGGUAUGGUACAUGUAGGAGAUGUUAAUGAGAAACGUGAAAUGUUUUGUAAAAAGCUGGAGACUUUACUUGCUAAAAUGUUUAAACGAGCUCCAGUGGAUGCUGUUAUUGAUACAAUGAGUAAACAAUUUCAACAUUCUGCUAUGCCACCUAUAUUAACCUCAGAAGAGAAAAAAUUAACUGCAUACGGGGAUGGUGAGAGAAUGGUGAAUGGCGGAGUUGUAAUCAAUCGUGUUGUCAUUGAAGCAGAUACAAAAAUUAAACUAUUACGGAGACAUAUUCUAAGGCUAGUAUAUGAAGAAAAUGUUUUACGAAUCUACCAUUAUGCAUACAAUUCCAAGGAAUAUCAAGGUGAAGAAUUACAAUUCUUUGAAAUCGAUAAAGAUGUAGCACCUGGUAUAGAAAUGUUAGUAAAAAAAUACCCAGAAUUUAUUUCUGCAUCUGAUCUUCCAAUUGAAAAUGAAUCAAGUCGUAUUCAAAUUGUUUCUGAUUUAUGGGAGAGAGGUUUAUUAAUGACUGAAACACCAUUGCCGUCAGGUUCAAGUGAAUAAGUAUUUAAAUGUAAAUAAUAUUUAUAUUUUUAAUUCGUUAAGAAGGUUAUUUUUUCUGUGUAGAGUUUAUUUUUAUUUUUAAAAAGAUGCAAUUUUCGUUUACCUAUAAUUUAAGCUGAUGUACGUUCACAAAACAUAAUAUGUGCUAAUUGUUUUAAGAAGUUGAUUAUUUCUCAAAUCAAAUAUUUUUAAUUAAAAAUGGUAAAUAUGUAAUUUUUUAUAAAUAAUCUGACUUAAUUUAAGAGUCAAAUAAUCGUCAAAAAAGCAAAAAUCAAUCUACAUCGAAUUUUUUUUAUCACAAAGUGUUUUUUGAGAUAUCUAAAAUCAAGUAACUAACGUAACUAAUGCUCACACAUGUAACUCAAGUAAUUAAUGUUCUCACAUGAAAAUGUGUGUUAGUUGACACGAAAUGGAUUUAAUUAAACGAAUUUAAUAAGUUUUUGAGUAUUUAAAAUAGUUCAAACGCAUAGUUUAACUAUAAUAUAAUAUAACCCAAGUAAUUUUGAAGCUUAGUUUACGUUUGUUUUCAAGAAAUUUAAUAAAUACACUAAAAAAACGGCUAGUUAAAAUAGGUGUCUAGCACCCCUUCGCGUGUAUGCGCGUUAGUCAACUUUUGAUUCUAGGUAUAUUGAUCAACAUUUUGAGAUCAAAAACUCGAUGAAGAUGCCGAUUUUGGGCAAAUGGGAUGGUAACAUACUAGUUAUGUUAAAAUGCAAUUGUGCCCAAGAUUAAUUUCGAAACAAAAUAUUUAAUGAAUAAUCCAGAUUUUUUAAUUAUUUCAG